AUGAGCCGCCGCUUUGUGAAUCUGCUGGUCAGCAGCUUGCGCCGCCGCGUCCACCGCCCGGACUUCUACGUGCACCGCGUCGAUCCCACGAGCUUGUUCCACCCCGCCGGAUCACCGCAGCCAGCAGCGGCAGAGACGUCCGGCGCUCCGGCUCCGGCUCGGCUGCCCCGCGCCGCCGUGUCCUUCGACUGGCCCUGCCCGCCCAACCAGACCGGGUGGAUAGAGUUCAUGGGCUUCGGCGACGACGUCGUCGCCCUCGACCACGACGGCCGCACGCUCCUCUACGACGGCACGUCGGACGUUGUCUGCAUGAUGAACGACGCGGACUCGCCCAGGCCCAAUCCCAUCUCCGUCACCGUCGGCGAUGGCCUCUACGUGUUGGCGACCAACCCCGGACGGCCGCCCCACACGUACUGCUUCCAGUCGCUCGUCCACGGCGGCACAUUCCCCGGCUCCCCAUGGAAGGAGUGGCACUGGCGCUCGCUCGAGUCGCCGCCAUUCGAUCCCAAGUUCGCGACCACGGACAAGUAUCCCACCAGAUUCAAGCACGACCUGGGGCCGGCGGAGGCGGUGGCCCCGCGCGCGAUCGACGCCUACGCGGUGGUCGGCGACUCAGAGAUCUGGGUGUCCACGGUCAGCGCCGGUACGUACUCCUUCAACACGGCGAGCGGCGAGUGGAGCGCGGUCGGCCACUCUGCGCUGCCGUUCAGAGGCCGCGCCGAGUACGUCCCCGAGCACGGCCUCUGGUUCGGCUUCUCGGACGGCGACGAGCACCUCUGCGUCGCUGACCUCGCGCAGGAACCGCCGGAGACGCAGGUCUUUCCUCUUCGGCACGUGUGGGAGGACCCGCCACGGCCGGAAGCGUGGACCCCGACGGCGAUCCGCCUCCUGCCGUUGGGCUCCGGCAAACUGUGCGUGGCUAGGUGCUUCCGGAGAACCAAGGAGGGGGAGAGGCUGCUCCCGUCGGAGUACAGGCACGAGAAUUCCGAGAGCUUCUGGUGCUCGCCGGCGUGGAGGUUGUCAGGGACGCCGGCACGAGAAGCCUGGAGAUGA
Messenger RNA from Triticum turgidum subsp. durum (durum wheat), 1053 nucleotides. Lineage: Eukaryota; Viridiplantae; Streptophyta; Magnoliopsida; Poales; Poaceae. The record is from the annotation of a GenBank genome assembly.